AGCAUACUAGGGCAGAGAGCUCCAGAAGCCGUUCUUCUUUUGGAAAAGCUGGUCGGUGUCCUAAUUCCAAACCCUUCGGAGAUCGCAGCUGCUGGAGGAAGUUCAGUAGUCAUCUCUGGUAUUCUGGAAGAUUCAACGCUAUCUGCUUUUAUAGGUCAGACAGCCACUGAACAAGCGGAUUAUAUGGAGGAUUGGAAGAAUAACAAAACUUUUACCAUCGAACAACGGAGAAAUACGACAAGUCGAACUCCAGUUACCCAACAAACACACAACCAAGAGACCAAUCAACUUAUUCAUCCUUUGGAGCUAGACCAAGAAGAAACCAUGUCACAACGAAACAAUGCGAACGGUGACACCAAACCCUACUACACUUCGAUCAUGCAUCUUAACACGACAUCACACAAAACAGACCAAGAAGGCAAAGAAUACAAAAUUAUCCUUACUCAAAUGAAGAAUACCAACUUAAUGAUGAACACACGAGAAGCAACAAAGCAACUCAAGCAAGAAGAUUUAAAUACGAGAAUCCGUUUGAUGUUCGAAGAACGAGAAGUUCAACGUCGACUAGACAGCGUCUACGACGACACAUGCCAGUUACUCCAAAAAGCCUCCAGCAUCACACCUCAUUCGAAAAGCUUAGAAAAAGUGGUGCCCAAUUCAACCCUGGUCCAAUUAGCUGUCAAAUAUAUGAUGAAAUCACAAAACUCGAUUACGACGUCCAAACUACCUAGUUGA
Molecule: messenger RNA, 732 nt
Organism: Ostertagia ostertagi
Lineage: Eukaryota; Metazoa; Nematoda; Chromadorea; Rhabditida; Trichostrongylidae
Source: the annotation of a GenBank genome assembly